Notothenia coriiceps (black rockcod) is the source of this 652-nucleotide messenger RNA. Its product is annotated as DEP domain-containing protein 1B-like. The record is from RefSeq and is a predicted model, not a curated record. The annotation marks the transcript as partial. The transcript is spliced from 2 exons. Lineage: Eukaryota; Metazoa; Chordata; Actinopteri; Perciformes; Nototheniidae.
AUCAAAUACGCGGGUUCAGACACAGACUUCAGCGCCUCCCCAGCUUUCUGUAAACAGAUUCGCAGGGUGGAGUCGGAGGAGCAGAGGGUGAUAGGAACGCAGACCCCGCUGCAGGCGCUGCUGGAGGGCCUGAUCGCAGACAGAGAGCUCCCUGCCAAGGACAAGAGGAAACGCCUCAAACAGUUCCAGAGGUCGUACCCAGACGUCUAUAACUAUCGAUUUCCCACGGAGGAAAGCAAAGCUGCUGCACUGCCUGAGAAAGCCCCACGACUCAAACCUCACCUCAUGUUCCUCAGGAAACCUUUCCAGCCCUUCCAGAGGAGCUGGAGCUUCAGAGCGUGAGGAACCCCGCUGACACAUCUACUCUCAUGCUGUACACACAACUCUAACUCAGCGUCAUGAGGAGAACACUGUGGUUGUAACGUUACUCUGGCCAUACAAAUAAUGUUUAAAAAGAAUAACUGGACAAGGCUGUAGCACUGUUAACCUAAGAUAAUACUGUAAAGGGUUGGUUCACACAAAUACACUUAAUUAUAAUAAUAAGACAUCCUAACUGUUUUACUCUUAGCACUAUCUGAGGCUGCAUUUACACGGGAACGCAAACAAACCGAAUUCGAUAUCAAAUAAGUCUUCCGUUCACACGGAUACGGCU